This is a messenger RNA of Symbiodinium sp. CCMP2592, 3715 nucleotides long. NCBI's taxonomy places the organism in Eukaryota, Dinophyceae, Suessiales, Symbiodiniaceae. The record is from the annotation of a GenBank genome assembly.
AUGUCUUUGGAAAUGGCCGCCAAGACUGGCGACGUGGCGGCCCUCGCGCAGCACGGUCAGGCUGGGUCCGACCUGAAUGAGAAAUUGGACUCUAGCGGAUGGACAGCGGCUCACUAUGCCGCGCGGUACGGCCACGCGGCGGCGCUGAAGGUCCUCCACGAGGCCGGUGCCAACUUGAGUGCGACGACUUACUCUUCCCAGUCUGGUUCCAGAACCCCGGCCUACCUGGCAGCCAAAGAUGGGCAGGCAGAGGCGCUGGAGGCGCUGAAAGAGGCUAGAGCCGAUCUGCAAACGGCUGGACAAGAUGGACGGACCCCGGCGCACGCGGCCGCUUCCAAUUGCAAGGUGGAGGCGCUAAAAGUGCUGAUCGAGGCCGGUGUCAACAUCAACGACACAGACUUCUACGGAAAUACGCCGGCCGACGACGCCGCCGGCGGGGAAGGAGCGGACUGUUAUGAGGCGCUGAAGCUCCUCCUCGAGGUCAGGCCGGUGGCACAAGCAACGCCUGGUGAUUGCCGCAGCUUGCAGAUUGCUCCGCAGAUCCCAGGGCUACCCAGGUCCCGGACCGCCUCGGUGGCGAGCAUAAGCAUUGAGAACAACCUGUCGUCCUCCAGCUAUGAGCACGAUCCGAGGUCCCUACCAAGCGGACGCUGGGCGAUGGCUGAGCCUGACACCCAAGAAUCCACGAAGUCGGAGCCCGUGCUGCCAGCUCCCUAUCAAGCACCAGUUUUAACGCCUGCUCUCUCGCAGUCCUUGGUGAAGGACCAGGAGGACAGCGACGAAGACUUAGGAGAUAUCGCUGAGGACAUGGCAGGAGAGGGCGCUGACAGCUUUGCCAUAUGCCCAGGCCCAAACGAUGCCAGGGCACCAGCGAUCACAAGAAGGCACAGUAUGGCCAUCCUACCGGAGGCCUUUGAGCCCCUGCAAAACCAGCCUCUUCCAGUGCCUGCCUGGAGACGACUCCUCCGAAGCCUUGCCAAGCGACUGCUUUGGAAGUCCUCUCCAAAGGAAGCAGGCAAGGUCACUCCCGAAGCCACAAAGGUGAGGCGGAUUCUUCCGGCUCACUCUGUGGAGAUCCCGGGUAGGUCCGGCCGUCGCCGUGCAGUCGUGCUGCAGGAGUUUGAUUUGCUGCAGGUCCUGCAUAGAAGUUUCCGGUUCUCUCGAUAUUCCUGGCCCUUCUCCGAUCCGGGGGGCCGGCCGAGACAGUAUUGGGAGAUUUUUGCCUGCACUUUGCUCUUGCUGCAGCUCCUGUACGUAUGCUUCCAGACCAGUUUCAUCACUUUCGAAGACUACCAGGAUCAAGGUUACUGGGAGUUGAAGCUGGCUUUGCUUGCGGUGGACGUCUUUUGGGUCAUCGAUCUGGGGAUCAACUUUACCACCGGCUACCGAGAUGCUACACACGUCCUCCACAGCAGUGCCCGCUCAAAUGCACGUCGCUACCUCCAGUCUGGAUUCACCUUUGACCUGCUGGCUACCCUACCCUCGCUCCUCCUACACGUGCUCCUGGUGGUCGACCCGCCAACCUACGGCUUCUGGCCCCUCAGGUUGGCAGGUCUUACUCCUCUGGUACGCGCGAUCCGCUUCCGUGGGGCCUACACGCUGCUCAGCCGGUUGGAAGCCAACAUGAAAUCCUCGGUGGUUUCCUCGGCCUGGUGGCUUUUCCAGCUGUUCAUGCUUCCCAUUGUGUUCUCGCACCUCUCCGCCUGUGCCUUAUGGUCCCUCGGCCACAGCAACCUGGAAGCCGACCCAGACACACCCAGCUGGAUCAAACUGGGCCUGGACAUCUCCAACGAGCCCGGCGCUCUGCAAGCCGUACCAUUAGGAGAGCGCUACACCACGGCCAUGUAUUUUGCAAUCACGGUGAUGUCCACCGUGGGGCUGGGUGACAUCAGCAUGAGCCUGUCGAACGAAAGGGCUCUGCUGUGUGUCGUCAUGGCUACCACCAGCUUGGUCGUAGGUGUCGCAGUGAAUGGAGUCUCGACGAUCGUGUCCAAGCUCAGCGAAAGAACGGCAGCGAACAUGGAACAGCUGGCAAAGGUCUCGAAGUUCCUAAAGGUUUACAGAGUUCCCAGAGAGCUGCAGUCACGGGUUCACGACUAUUUGCUGCAAGUCUUCGAGAAUCGGGAACGCGAAGAGACCAAGUCCAUGCUGAUGGGUUGGCUGAAGAAGUCGGAAGUCCUUCGGACGAAAGUGAAUUUGGCUUUGACAGGAACUUGCUUGGUCCAGCACCGCUGGCUGAAGCUGCUUCCCACUGAAGUCCUGGCAAGCGUCUGUGACCUCUGUGACAUGCAGUUUCAUCCUCCUCAUCAAGAGCUCAUUACCGAAGGAGCCAUGGUGAAGAGCUGUUUUCACAUCCGAAGCGGCUCGGUACAAACACGCAAUCGACUGGGGCUGCAAGCUUGGGCAGCAACAUCUGGCGAUGAUGCCGAGGAGAGCGAUGAGAUCCAGAAGGAAAUCGAGGCGGCUGACGCAGCAAGUCCGGAUGCGAGACUGCAAGGAGGAGCCUUCAUCGGAGAGUUUCGGCUCUUCUUGGGGUCCAGCCGCAGCUUGAAGACGGUGACCUGCCUUUCCUUUUGCGAGCUCAUUUCCAUCGACGUGUCAAAGUUCGAGUCCUUGAUGAGCGAAGCGAUGCCCGAGCUCUUCGAUAUGCUCGUGAUCUAUGCUGCAAUCGACCACGAUUGUCCCAAGGCCAUGCUCCACUGCUUGGAGCAGCACGGCAUGUCUCCGGAGAUGCCGCUGCUCUUCGGUGAGGGUGUGCUUCACCACUGCGCAAAGGUGAACGCCGCAGCCUGCGCAGAGCAUUUGAUCCGGGCCCUCGGCGGAGAUGCUGCCCAGGUACAGGAUCAAGAUGGCAUGACGCCAGCACAGCUGGCAGCAGCCCUGAAGCACAAGAAGGUUUUUUGGGCCAUGAUCCAGGGCAGCAGAAGCACCGGUGUGACAGAGGCCGACGUGUUGCCCAGAGAAGACAGCCAAGCGAUCACGCCGUCGGCUUGGGCGGAUCGAGAUGAGGAGCCUUACACGAUGGCAGCGGUCCAGCAGCUGUUUGCUGCUUGCAGCCGAAAUGGCCUCGCUGCUUCUGCGGGAGAAAGCUCCAAGGGUAUGGAGGAGUUGGUGGAAGAGCUGAACACAUGCCAAAGUGAUCUUCUGGUCAUGAAUGUCCGGGGCGGGAUGCAACAAACACUGCUGCGGCGGGUGAGGUUGGUAAGGCUUCGCUUGCUGGCCGUCAUCGACGACAACGUUCAUGUGUUGGUAGAGCUCCAGUCAGACGCUUGGCUGAGGGCACGGGAUCAGAAAUUGGGGAAGCUCCCAUACCGGCGCAUGCAGGAGAAUGAAACUGAGGAGGAGGCUACGAACAAGCUGAUGCAGGAGCUGGGCAUCUCGGCACAUCUUCUGGAGGAGAAGAUGGUGGUGCCCAUCGCGAAGUCAUGCUAUGUCGAGACCAGGACGUCCAUGUCGUAUCCAGGCUUGGAGACUGAAUACAUUGUCUACGCAUCGACGUGGAAGGUCCGAGCACAAGCACUAGACAAGACGGCGGAGAUCGGGUUGCCUCUUGGUGAGCCUUUCACAAAGGAGUUCUGCACAUCUACCUUCCGCAUGGUCAGCAGGCAGUUCUUUUGGCCUGUUCUCCUCAACUUCGCGCCGGCGAACCAGGCCCCGGGUGCACAGUCGGAGAGUUUCAGGGGGCAUCCGAUGCCUCAUGAGGAACCCGACAAUG